ACAGCCAGAACUUUUUCCACGAUAGCCGUCGCGAAAGUGAUUUUUCGAGGCCUGCUACCAAAUUCGAUUUUUUCCGACUGAAUCGGGGCGCGUCGGGUCGCGACAGGUGCAUCGCUCGGCGGAACGGGAGUGCAACUACGGCCGGAAGUGGUCCACCGUGGACGGGGAGUGAAAUUCGAGCCGGAAAAGUGGAUUUUAUUUUUAGCCAAACCCCCCUUCAAGAGAGAAAGGAGGAAGGAAAAAAAAGGUUCGGACAGCUUUCAGCUUUUAGCAGACGGGGCGGUGUACGCGGGCUGCGUUAGUGUGAGUGAAAGGGGGAGAGAGCGCACACGCACACAGCCAGCGGUGCGGACGCACCGGAUCAUCACGCGAAGGGGUGCAUAAACAUAAAAGUGAGUGUUGUUGUUUUUGUCGAAAAGUUGGGUGUUUGCGAAAAAGAAAAAAACGAUAUGCUGUAAAAAGUUGCCUAAUGAAGAUACCAGAUUUGGUACACGACCAUUACGAAACAACGCAUCACAACUAGAACAAUGUUGAAACAAUGAUCGUACGCAGCAGAUCACGACCGAAUUGUAGAAUGAGCCGGAUUCCUUCGGUCUUGGAAAAGUAGCUAGAACAUAGAUGUAAAACUGCAAACACUGAUCAAUUUUGAUAACCAGACACAGAAUCUUAGUCAUUAGCUUGUAAGUGAAUAGUUGGAUCUGAAGAGAAAGUGGUUUUCUACGAACAAAGCUCUGUCAUUACAUUAAAAAUCUCGAAAUGGCAGGCAGCAUCAAGCAAGAGGAUGUGUGCUACGUGGUAGCCAAGUACGAUUACGCCGCACAAGGUGCCCAGGAGUUGGAUCUUAGGAAAAACGAACGCUAUCUGCUGCUGGACGACAGCAAACACUGGUGGCGCGUCCAGAACUCCCACAACCAGUCGGGAUACGUCCCGAGCAAUUACGUUAAGAAGGAGAAGAAGUCGGUUUCGCUGUUCGAUAGCUUCAAGAAGAAAGUGAAGAAGGGCUCCUCCGGCAGCAAAACUCUUCCAAACUGUUCCCCCUCGCGGCAGGUGGACAGCCCGACCAUGAGCAGGCGACUGCCGCCGGAUCCUUCCGAAGCCGUUGCUUCCACACCCAUAGGAACUGCCAUAGUAAAGUAUAACUACCAAGCGCAACAGCAGGACGAGCUCUCGCUGAUCAAGGGAACGCGAAUACUGAUUCUGGAAAAGUCCAACGACGGCUGGUGGCGUGGCCAGAGCGGUUCCGCGACCGGCUGGUUCCCCAGCAACUACACUACGGAAGAAACCGAAGACGACACGGUCCACACGUACGCCAUGGCGGAAAACGUGCUGGACAUUGUGGUCGCGCUGUACUCUUUCAACUCAAACAACGACACGGAGCUGUCCUUCGAGAAGGGCGAUCGCCUGGAGAUCCUGGAUCGACCCGUCACAGAUCCCGAGUGGUACAAGGCCCGGAACAACAACGGUCAGAUCGGCCUGGUGCCGCGCAACUAUCUCCAGGAGCUGUCCGAGUAUCUGGCCCAGCCGUACCGCAGCAACAACGGCAGCGGGCCCGACUCGCUGGACCGGCGGCCGAACGACCCGUCCCAGGCCACCAACAACAACAACUCGAGCUCGGCCAACAGCAACAACAACAACUCCCAGCAGCUGGACCGGCCGCCGCUUACCGGCAAGAGCUGGUAUUACGGUGCCAUCACGCGGAGUCAGUGCGACACGGUGCUGAACACGCACGGCCACGACGGCGACUAUCUCAUUCGGGAUAGUGAAACAAAUCUCGGUGACUACUCCGUGUCGCUGAAAGCGCCCGGCCGCAACAAGCACUUCCGCGUCCACGUCGAGGGUAACAUGUACUGCAUCGGACAGCGAAAGUUCCACACGCUGGACCAGCUGGUGGACCACUACCAAAGAGCACCCAUCUACACCAACAAGCAGGGCGAGAAGCUGUACUUGGUGCGGCCCCUGCCGAAGGCCAACGGAACCUAAGCUGUUGCUGUUAGGUAAGCGUGUGCGUUUUUUUUAUCAUUUUUAUUUAUAACGCAAAAAAGGCAACAUACACUCACGACCGGGGGCGUAUGUAACAUUAAGCUAGACAAAAGAAAAAGACUAAUUAAGGCAGAACCAUUUUUUGAACAACCCUCGAAAUACUGUUGCAAGCUAAAUGUCCCUUGUUUGAUAUAUUUAUUUAUUCAUCAAUCGACCGAAGGACGACACGGAUCGCGUCUUGCCAAGCCUUCGGGGAAGACAGUCAGCGAUUGUCCAGAGUUACAUAUUUUCUGUUUUCUAAGCUAAACAAAAGAGAAAUUUUAAUUGUUUUAUCCGAUGGUGUUCUAAUGGGAAAGACAGCUCUUUUCGAACACCAUGAGUGUGAGAGAGCGCUCUUUAUAAUAAAUCGUGAGAAAAUAUUCAUCCUACUCAGCAAGGCAACCUAUUACAUACAUCUAUUCCUCACAACAAAAAACAAAACAUGUAUCGCAAAUAGAACAAAAAUCCCAAUCAUGCUUUUCUUAAAAAGGCAUAAAAAUAUAUCAAAUAUAUUAAACUCCCGCUUUGAAAUAGAGGAAAAAGAAGCACUUACACAGAUUACAUUACAUAAAAAAACAAACAACUCAAAAUACAAUGGUGCAGCUUCUAGGCGUUCAAAAUAGUACAUGAAUGGUUUAACAAAAGAAUAAAAAAAA
This is a messenger RNA of Culex quinquefasciatus (southern house mosquito), 2675 nucleotides long. RefSeq names its product cytoplasmic protein NCK1 (gene dock). NCBI's taxonomy places the organism in Eukaryota, Metazoa, Arthropoda, Insecta, Diptera, Culicidae. Gene Ontology annotation, molecular function: protein binding. Bases 757 to 1980 code for a protein of 407 amino acids. The transcript is spliced from 6 exons. The record is from RefSeq and is a predicted model, not a curated record.